Messenger RNA from Medicago truncatula (barrel medic), 867 nucleotides. Its product is annotated as zinc finger protein 8. Lineage: Eukaryota; Viridiplantae; Streptophyta; Magnoliopsida; Fabales; Fabaceae. The coding region runs from base 1 to 867 and encodes 288 amino acids. The transcript has a single exon. The record is from RefSeq and is a predicted model, not a curated record. Gene Ontology annotation, biological process: negative regulation of abscisic acid-activated signaling pathway.
AUGGCAUCCAAAUCCCUUAGCAUCACUGCCACUUCACAAGAUGAAGGUGAUUCUUUCCACACAAAAGAAGGGGUGAGCAUGAAGGCGAAUGAAGAUCAACCCUCAAAAUCAAAUUCCAGUGAGUCUGUCGAUUCGGUAAAGCUAUCGAAACAUGAUGUUGUUAGCCCUAUUCAAGUUGGUUCAACAUCUUCUUUUCAUAAUAACAGCAAUGAAAGGAAAGAUGAGAAGAAGAACGAAGAGAAGAUCUCGGAUGUGAAGUAUUUUUCAUGCUCCUAUUGCAAGGGGCAAUAUUCUACUUUACAAGGGUUAAGAGGGCAUCAAAAUGCCCAUAAAGCAGAACGUGCAAUGGAAAAACAACGUAAAGAAAUGUAUAAUGUUGGUGCUUUAGGUUUAGGGCAAUCUCACCUUAAACCUUAUAUCAUUGAUUCUAGUGCUUCUUUUAUACCUUAUAAUAAUUAUAGGGGCCUUGGUGUUAGAAUGGAGUCAACAAUUCAAAAACCACCUUAUACUAACCCUAGGAUUACCCCAAAUGGUUCUAAAUAUGGUUAUGGUGCUUUGCGUUUGAAUGAUGUAUUACACCCUUCACUUUUUAAUUUGAGAAAUAAUAUUGAGGCUAGUAAUACUGGUGUAGGAACUCUAGGUUUUGGUGGAGCAAGUACUUCAAGAAUUAAAGAUGGUACAAAUAAUAAAAUUGGUGCUAUUCUAAAACUUGGUGAUUCUUCUACUGCCACAAGUUCAAGCUCAAACACAAACAAGAAAAAUGUUGUGGCUACUACUUCUGCAAUGGAUGAUGAUAUAAAGUCAAACAUUGAAGAAGAACCCUCCAAUUUUGACUCUUCUGAACUUGACUUAACACUCAAGCUUUAG